CAGCAAUCUAAACAAAUAAAUAUUGAUGAGACAUUUCAAAGAAUAGCUGCAAAUAAUCCUAAGCAAAAAGAAAAAAAAGAUCAAAAGUUUAUUAGUAUGCUAGUUAAAGAUCAAUUGUCUAUUAAUAUAUGUAAAGGUAUUAGUUUUGUUGAGUUUUUGGCAGAAUUCAAUCCUAAUUACCAGUUGCCUU
This is a messenger RNA of Cetraspora pellucida, 190 nucleotides long. NCBI's taxonomy places the organism in Eukaryota, Fungi, Glomeromycota, Glomeromycetes, Diversisporales, Gigasporaceae. The record is from the annotation of a GenBank genome assembly.